Messenger RNA from Artibeus jamaicensis (Jamaican fruit-eating bat), 1715 nucleotides. It is a transcript of the gene MBD3, whose product is annotated as methyl-CpG binding domain protein 3. Bases 97 to 969 code for a protein of 290 amino acids. The record is from RefSeq and is a predicted model, not a curated record. The transcript is spliced from 6 exons. Gene Ontology annotation, molecular function: DNA binding. NCBI's taxonomy places the organism in Eukaryota, Metazoa, Chordata, Mammalia, Chiroptera, Phyllostomidae.
GUAAGUGGCGGCGGCGGAGGAGAAGGCAGCUGAGGCGGCGGCGGAGACCGGGGGUCCGGGCAGCGACGGCAGCGGCGGGCCGAGGAGCCGGGCGCGAUGGAGCGGAAGAGGUGGGAGUGUCCGGCGCUCCCGCAGGGCUGGGAGAGGGAAGAAGUGCCCAGAAGGUCGGGGCUGUCGGCCGGCCACAGGGAUGUCUUUUACUAUAGCCCAAGUGGAAAGAAGUUCCGCAGCAAGCCGCAGCUGGCGCGGUACCUGGGUGGCUCCAUGGACCUGGGAGCCUUUGACUUCCGGACCGGUAAGAUGCUGAUGAGCAAGAUGAACAAGAGCCGGCAGCGGGUGCGCUAUGACUCCUCCAACCAGGUCAAGGGCAAACCUGACCUGAACACGGCCCUCCCCGUCAGGCAGACAGCGUCCAUCUUCAAGCAGCCGGUGACCAAGAUCACCAACCACCCCAGCAACAAGGUGAAGAGUGACCCUCAGAAAGCCGUGGAGCAGCCCCGACAGCUCUUCUGGGAAAAGAAGCUGAGUGGCCUGAAUGCCUUUGACAUUGCAGAGGAGCUUGUGAAGACCAUGGACCUCCCCAAGGGCCUGCAAGGCGUGGGACCCGGCUGCACAGACGAAACCUUGCUCUCAGCUAUCGCCAGCGCCCUGCAUACUAGCACCAUGCCCAUCACUGGGCAGCUCUCAGCUGCUGUGGAGAAGAAUCCCGGGGUAUGGCUCAACACGGCCCAGCCCCUCUGCAAGGCCUUCAUGGUGACUGAUGAGGACAUCAGGAAGCAGGAGGAGCUGGUGCAGCAAGUCCGAAAGCGACUGGAGGAGGCACUGAUGGCUGACAUGCUGGCCCAUGUGGAGGAGCUGGCCCGGGAUGGUGAGGCGCCACUGGACAAGCCGGGGGCUGAAGAUGACGUGGAGGAUGAGGAAGAUGAGGAGGAGGAGCCUGACCAAGACCAGGAAAUGGAGCAUGUAUAGAGUGGGUGCGGGUGGACCCCCCCAGCCAUAGCAUGCACUUGGGUAGUGACCAUGGGGGGUGGGGGAGAGGCAGUCCAAGAGUCCUUGGGACCUGUUCCAUGCCAGGUGUCUGCUGUGCCAGGAGACCUCCUGUCUCCCUGGGAGGUGCCCAGUGUGGCCUGGCCCUCCUUGUCUUUCCAGAGGCCCUGCUUGAGCUCCGCCUGUGUGGGCACCUACAGCCCUUGCCUUGUUGGGACCAGGUUGGGGGGAAGGUGGCUUCCCUCCCUUCCCAGGUGUGUCCACUCCUCCAGGCCACUGGAGCAUCUGGGGUUCACAGCAGGAGGAUGGCCCCCUGCACAGUGAACCCCCAUGUUUGCUCCUCAUUCAAGGGCCAGGCUUCUGGAAGUGCUGGUCACUCCUGGGUCCCACCUGUAGGGGCCUUUCUCUUUGGAUCAUGGCUCCUGGGUGCUGCUGGGCCUCUGGACUCAGUGUGGCCACCCUGAGCUUCUUGGACAGGACAGCUGCCCAUGGGCAACCUGCACAGUUCCUGCGGGGUCAGAGGAAGCUUCUGGAAAUAGUCUUGCCUCCAUAUCAUUGUGAGGGACAAUCCUCUGGGCCAGCCUGUCAGCCUCCCAGAAGGGGUUGCAGGACAGUUCCCUGAGUACCCACCUAGCUGGGAAAAGCCACAACGCUUGGAGCGUGCCCCAAAACGAGCGGCACAGCCCAGAUGUUUCCUUCAAUAAACCGGUGGUACAAACCAGGCUGAA